Aphanomyces invadans is the source of this 831-nucleotide messenger RNA. RefSeq lists its product as hypothetical. The transcript has 6 exons. Gene Ontology annotation, cellular component: nucleus. Gene Ontology annotation, molecular function: RNA polymerase II cis-regulatory region sequence-specific DNA binding; DNA-binding transcription factor activity, RNA polymerase II-specific. The coding region runs from base 1 to 831 and encodes 276 amino acids. Gene Ontology annotation, biological process: regulation of DNA-templated transcription. NCBI's taxonomy places the organism in Eukaryota, Oomycota, Saprolegniomycetes, Saprolegniales, Verrucalvaceae. The record is from RefSeq and is a predicted model, not a curated record.
AUGGGAAUGGGUUGGACAUGGGACGAAGAUGAGCUGCUUCGACGCCUGGUGAAAGAACUUGGAGAGAAACAGUGGAGCGUCGUUAGCCAACGCAUGACGUUGGAGUCGUCGGCCGGUCACUCGCGCAAUCGAAAGCAGUGCCGAGAGAGGUAUAUGAAUCAUUUGCAUCCAAGUCUUUCACGGAAAACAUGGACGGCGGCUGAAAACAUAACGCUGCGAAAAGCUUAUGAGCGAUAUCACACCAAGGACGACAUGACGCCGUGGGCAAAGAUUGCAUCGGAACUGCCAGGCCGCAGCGCGGUGCAAGUAAAAACCCAAUGGCGGCGACUCCUGCGCCAGCAGAUGCAGCCGUUCAUGCCGGCAUCGUCACAGCCGUCACCAUGGACACGCGACGACGACAAGAAACUCAUGGAACUGUGUUUGUCGACGAGGACACAACCGUCAUGGCUUUGGAUCGCAUCGCAUUUUCCCGCGCGCACCGACUUGCAAUGCCGGCAACAUUGGACGCACGUGCUCGAUCCUGCGUUGAAGAAGGGAAAAGGCUCAUGGACCGCUGAGGACGAUACGUUGCUUGGGACGUUGGUCGAGCGGCUGGGGCCAUGCUGGACUCAAAUAGCCCAGCACUUUGAAGGUCGCAUUGGAAAGCAAUGCCGGGAGCGUUUUCAGAACCACGUUGAUCCAAGCUUGAAUCAUGCGCCGUGGACGUCGGACGAAGACAAAAUUCUGCUCGACGCCCAGCAAUCGCAGCAACACCGAAACAAGUGGACGUGGUUGGCGUCGCAGCUCCCAGGUAGUGGCGUCUCGCGGCAAUCGGUCGAUCGACCAACAUGA